AUCGUGACUAGUGUUUUCCGUGAUUCUUCACCAUGAAGUUCUUCAUCUUGGCAACCAGUGACUCACUGCCCAUUAGAUGGCGAUGACCGGCGUUACCGGAAUUACCAGUGACAUGAUGUCUUUUAUACACGAUGUAUAUAGAUGAAAUAGAAUAUAAAUAUCCAUUCAUAACUGCAGUCUGAGAAAUCACAAGCCUUGUCUGCAUCGAACCCGAGCUCCAAAUCCAUAGAGGACAUCUCACAUCUCACAUAUUCAUUUCAAUUUCUAUACUACCAAAUUCUCAACAUGUCUCGCUACGCCGACGUCCACAGAAACGCUGCCGGGCCAGGAGACGCACGCCCUACGGCCCUACAGAUAAUCAAAGAUGAAGGUCGCGAAGGAACCAUGAAGGAUAAAGUCUUCUUCAUGACAGGAGCGUCAUCAGGCAUAGGGAUUGAAACUGCUCGUGCCUUGGCUCGCACUGGCGCAAAGGUCUUCCUCGCUGUUCGCUCUCUAGAGAGAGGUCAAAAGGCAUGCGAGUCAUUCCUCGAGCCCGGACGCGUCGAACUUCUUCAGAUGGACACGAGUGAUAUGUCAUCAGUCCGCACCGCAGCCGCCAAUUUUCUCCAGAAGUCCCCUACCCUCAACCUCCUCGUCUGCAACGCCGCCGUCAUGCGGAUUCCGACGCGCGAGGAAACCCCCGAAGGCUUCGAGAUGCAGCUUGCUACGAAUUACCUUGGCCACUUCCUCCUCUUCGACCUGCUUAAGGAUGCCCUGCUGAAGGGCUCCACGCCCGAGUUCAACUCUAGACUUGUUCAUGUAUCGAGCUCCGGCCACCAUAGCUCAGAGAUCGAGUUCGACGAUUUUCAGCUCAAAAAGCCCGGCGUAUACACUGGGUGGAAGGCAUACGGACAGAGCAAACUUGCGCAGAUUUACAUGUCAAACUACGUCGACCGCAAUUUCGGUCCUCGCGGCUUACACGCGCUUAGUCUGAUGCCCGGAGGUAUUAUGACCAAUCUACAGAAGCACGUUACGGAAGAAGAAAAGCAAGGGUGGUUCAUACCCGAAAUCCAGAAAUUCUUGAAGGGUGUCGAGCAGGGCGCAGCAACCACUGUGUAUGCUGCCGUCAGCCAUGAAUGGGAGGGCAAGGGCGGCAAGUAUCUGGAAGACUGCCAAGUCGCUAAAUUCGAACCAAUAAUCGAGACCAUGGUGGGCGUGAAGCCCUAUGCCUAUGACGAGGCGAAGCAGGAUAGACUUUGGGAGCUCACACGACAGACACUGGGACUUCAGUGAGCGAUGCAGGUUGGGAACAGGACUAUUUGACUAGUGCCAUGUAUUUUUAUUAUGUGUAGAUAGAUUAUCCAGAUUGUUCAUAUUUACCCCUGAAUCGGCCAAAUGAUUGCGGUCCUAGGUCGAACCCCUAGGAAGCUUACCGAAGCGGACGAGUGUUGAUAGACU
This is a messenger RNA of Xylaria bambusicola, 1437 nucleotides long. RefSeq names its product short chain dehydrogenase. The transcript has 3 exons. The coding region runs from base 286 to 1272 and encodes 328 amino acids. The record is from RefSeq and is a predicted model, not a curated record. NCBI's taxonomy places the organism in Eukaryota, Fungi, Ascomycota, Sordariomycetes, Xylariales, Xylariaceae.